UGGUCGGGUGGCCUCGGUCCCGGGAGGCCAGGCAUGAAGAUCACAAGGCAGAAACACGCCAAGAAGCAUCUCAGCUUCUUCCGCAACAACUUCGGAGUUCGCGAGCCCUACCAGAUCCUGCUGGAUGGCACUUUCUGUCAGGCGGCGCUGCGGGGCCGCAUCCAGCUGCGAGAGCAGCUGCCGCGAUACCUCAUGGCGGAGACGCAGCUAUGCACCACCAGAUGUGUGUUAAAGGAGUUAGAAACACUGGGAAAAGACUUAUAUGGGGCUAAACUCAUUGCACAGAAAUGCCAAGUUCGACAUUGUCCCCAUUUUAAGACCCCAGUGAGUGGAUCCGAAUGCCUGCUUUCCAUGAUCGAGGGGGGAAAUCCUCAUCAUUAUUUUAUGGCAACACAGGACCAGAAUCUGUCUGUGAAAGUAAAGAAGCAGCCUGGAGUCCCUCUCUUGUUUAUUAUUCAGAACACUAUAGUCUUGGACAAACCUUCUGCCAAAACAAUUGCUUUUGUUAAAGCUGUUGAGGCUGGUCAGCUUGUCUCUGGGCACGAAAAACAAAGCAUCAGGCAGCUCAAAGAAGAGCAGGGCUUAGUGAAAACCCCUGACCAGAAAAGAAGAAAGAAGCGCAAAAGAAUAAGUGGCCCCAAUCCUCUUAGCUGUUUGAAGAAAAAGAAAAAAACACAAGAUGCAAAACCAUCAUCUGCUUCUAGAAAAAAGAGAAAAAGAAUCCGUAACAGAUCUGCCUCCAAAACAGUACCUUCUGAAAAAGUGAAUGCAGAAGGGUGA
Molecule: messenger RNA, 780 nt
Organism: Elephantulus edwardii (Cape elephant shrew)
Lineage: Eukaryota; Metazoa; Chordata; Mammalia; Macroscelidea; Macroscelididae
Gene: UTP23
Product: UTP23, small subunit (SSU) processome component, homolog (yeast)
Exons: 3
Coding region: 34-780 (248 amino acids)
Cellular component (GO): small-subunit processome; nucleolus
Molecular function (GO): small ribosomal subunit rRNA binding
Source: RefSeq, a predicted model, not a curated record